AUGCCAGUAAUUAAAGAGAAAACAUUCCAAGUUAUGGGUAACGACAUAAGCAAAGCUCCUUUGAAUAAAAAACAGGAGUCAGAACUCAAAUACGAAGCUCAUAAGCGUGAAUAUGAACUAGAAGUUAAAAAAGCCGAGAUGAAUCAUCAACACAAGAUCGUUGAAUCAAUAGCACUGAUGAAACAAACAAAACUUCAAGGUGGCAAAGAACUUGUGCUCUCCUAUAUGGAAACACUAAAUAUAAUCAUCCGACAGAAUAGUACUGUCUUUGAAAAAUCUGCCACCCUUUUAGCUCAACUUGCUAAUGACAAAUUGUCUGAAUCAUUGAAAAAAUCUAUCGAGAAGGCUGUUCAAAAAGAUCUUGAGAAUUAUAUGACUACUCAAGAGCUUCUGGUAUAUGCAAGAAGCGAAGUUGAUGAUCUUAAGUUCAAGCAAGACGAAGAAUUCUCAGAGUUGCUGGAUUGUGAAAUG
Messenger RNA from Entrophospora candida, 471 nucleotides. Lineage: Eukaryota; Fungi; Glomeromycota; Glomeromycetes; Entrophosporales; Entrophosporaceae. The record is from the annotation of a GenBank genome assembly.